UCUCUCAGAUAUGUUGCAUUAAACAUGCUGAUGAAAGCAAUCACUUUCGAUGAUCAAGCAGUGCAAAGACACAGAGUUACAGUUUUGGAAUGUGUUAAGGACCCAGAUGCUUCUAUUCGGAAAAGAGCACUUGAGCUUGUCACUCUUUUGGUGAAUGAGAAUAAUGUCACACAACUGACGAAGGAGCUAAUUGAUUAUUUGGAAAUCAGUGACGAAGAUUUUAAGGAAGAUCUUAGUGCAAAAAUUUGUUUUAUCGUUGAAAAGUUUUCUCCAGAAAAACUAUGGUACAUUGAUCAGAUGCUCAAGGUUCUGUGUGAGGCUGGAAAGUUUGUGAAAGUUUGUGUAAGCAAAUGAAACCGAAAAAUCGAGAAGAAUACAAAAAAUGUAGUGGUGGACAAGGAAA
This is a messenger RNA of Camelina sativa (false flax), 403 nucleotides long. Its product is annotated as AP-1 complex subunit gamma-1-like. The record is from RefSeq and is a predicted model, not a curated record. Gene Ontology annotation, cellular component: membrane coat. Gene Ontology annotation, biological process: intracellular protein transport; vesicle-mediated transport. Lineage: Eukaryota; Viridiplantae; Streptophyta; Magnoliopsida; Brassicales; Brassicaceae.